AUGGCUUCUUCUGAGAAUUCCAUCCAAGACAGCAAGGGUUCUCUGACUGGACUUGCUCCACUUGAAGCAGUGCUCUUUGAUAUUGAUGGAACUCUGUGUGAUUCUGACCCACUUCAUUAUCUUGCCUUCCGUGAGAUGCUUCAACAGAUUGGUUUCAAUGGAGGCAAUCCUAUAACAGAGGAAUUUUUUAUUGACACUGUUGCUGGCAAGCAUAAUAAUGACAUUGCCUUGGCUCUCUUUCCUGGUGAGCUGGAGAGAGGCUUAAAGUUUUUAGAUGAUAAGGAAGCCAUGUUUCGGAGAUUAGCAGCUGAGCAACUGAAGGCUUUAAAUGGCCUUGAUAAAGUGAGAAAAUGGAUUCAAGAUCGUGGGUUGAAACGAGCUGCAGUUACCAAUGCUCCAAGACCAAAUGCAGAACUCACUCUCUCAAAACUUGGUCUCUCAGAUUUCUUUCAAGCUGUUAUUAUUGGUGAUGAAUGUGAACAUCCCAAACCUCAUCCAGAGCCAUACUUGAAAGGCCUUGAAGCUCUAAAAGCAUCUAAAGAUCACACGUUUGUAUUUGAGGAUUCUGUUUCAGGAAUCAAAGCUGGUGUGGCUGCUGGGAUGCCUGUUAUCGGUUUAUCUACCCGAAACCCAGAGCAUUUGCUGAUGGGAGCAAAACCCACCUUUCUGAUUAAAGAUUAUGAUGAUCCAAAAUUGUGGGCAGCUCUCGAAGAACUUGACAAGUGUGGUUCUCAUUAA
This is a messenger RNA of Vicia faba (fava bean), 738 nucleotides long. The record is from the annotation of a GenBank genome assembly. NCBI's taxonomy places the organism in Eukaryota, Viridiplantae, Streptophyta, Magnoliopsida, Fabales, Fabaceae.